Phodopus roborovskii (desert hamster) is the source of this 2645-nucleotide messenger RNA. RefSeq names its product zinc finger protein 326 (gene Znf326). The record is from RefSeq and is a predicted model, not a curated record. The transcript has 12 exons. Gene Ontology annotation, cellular component: nucleus; DBIRD complex. Gene Ontology annotation, molecular function: DNA binding. Gene Ontology annotation, biological process: regulation of DNA-templated transcription elongation. Bases 83 to 1831 code for a protein of 582 amino acids. NCBI's taxonomy places the organism in Eukaryota, Metazoa, Chordata, Mammalia, Rodentia, Cricetidae.
GCUGUCUCGCUCGCUCGAUCGCGUGCAGUCAUCGUGUCGGGUCGGGUCCGGGGCGCUUGCGGCGGGCCCCGCGGCGGCCAGCAUGGACUUCGAGGACGAUUACAUACACUCUGCUUCCAGGAAUACUUACCAGGGCUUUAACGGAAUGGAUCGUGAUUAUGGCCCUGGAUCUUACGGAGGGCUGGAUCGUGACUAUGGCCAUGGAUCCUAUGGGGGUCAAAGAUCCAUGGACUCCUACCUAAGCCAGUCCUAUGGCAUGGACAAUCACAGUGGUGGUGGUGGGGGUAGCAGGUUUGGACCUUAUGAGUCUUACGACUCCAGGUCUUCUCUGGGUGGGCGAGAUCUGUACAGAUCUGGCUAUGGUUUUAAUGAACCCGAACAAAGCCGCUUCGGAGGUAGUUAUGGUGGUCGAUUUGAGAGCUCCUACCGGAAUAGCCUUGACUCUUUCGGAGGUAGAAACCAGGGCGGGUCUAGCUGGGAAGAACCUUACUCCCGUUCAAAAUUGAGGCCUGGGUUUGUGGAGGACAGAGGAAGAGAGAGUUACUCUUCCCACAGCAGCUUUUCUUCGCCCCACAUGAAGCCUGCACCUGCAGGCUCUCGGGGCAGAGGAACGCCUGCUUACCCUGAAAGUGCGUUUGGAAGCAGACACUAUGAUGCUUUUGGAGGACCAUCAACAGGCAGAGGCCGAGGCCGAGGACAUAUGGGUGAUUUUGGAAGCAUUCAUAGACCUGGAAUUAUUGUUGACUAUCAAAACAAAUCCACCAAUGUGACGAUUGCUACUACAAGAGGAAUAAAACGAAAAAUGAUGCAAAUAUUUAAUAAGCCCGGGGGAGCCUUUAUCAAGAAACCUAAGCUAGCAAAACCUUUGGAGAAGAUGAACCUCAGCAAAUCACCUGCAAAAACUGAUCCUAAAAAUGAAGAAGAAAGGCGGCGGAUUGAGGCUCGGCGAGAGAAACAAAGGCGUAGACGAGAGAAAAACAGUGAGAAGUACGGAGAUGGAUACAGAAUGUCAUUCACAUGUUCAUUUUGUAAAUUCCGAACCUUAGAAGAAAAAGAUAUUGAACUGCAUCUGGGAAGCUCUUCACACCAGGAAACAUUAGAUCAUAUUCAGAAACAAACCAAAUUUGAUAAAGUAGUUAUGGAAUUUUUACAUGAAUGCAUGGUGAAUAAAUUUAAAAAAACAUCUAUUCGUAAGCAGCUGACACUUCAUCACCUAGAAGCUUACAAAAUAAUUGAAAAAGAUGUUAUGGAAGGUGUUACUGCGGACGAUCACAUGAUGAAAGUAGAGACUGUUCACUGUAGCGCUUGCAACGUGUAUAUCCCUGCCUUUCACAGUUCAGUUCAACAGCACCUAAAGUCUCCUGACCAUAUUAAAGGCAAGCAGGCUUAUAAGGAACAGAUAAAAAGAGAGAGUGUGCUGACUGCUACAAGCAUCUUAAAUAAUCCAAUCGUGAAGGUCAGGUACGAGAGCUUCCUUAAGGGUGAAAAUCCUUUUGAAAUUCAAGAUUAUUCUCAGGAUCAGCAGAUAGAAGGAGAUGAAGAGGAUGAAGAGAAGAUCGAUGAACCCAUUGAAGAGGAGGAAGAGGAGGAAGAGGAGGGGGAGGAGGCAGAAGAAGAGGAUGAAGAAGUAGAGGAAGGAGGGGAAACGGAAGAGGUGGAGGAAGAGGAAGGGGGAGGAGCUGGAACAGUGGAGGGAGGGGAGGGGCCUCCCGAGUCAGGGGAAGAUGAGGUUGAAGAAGAAGCUAGGGAGGAGGAAGAGGAGGAGGAAGAGGAGGGUAGUAAGGAAGAGUCUGUUGGCUGUUCUGCUGAGCCGUGUGAGCAGUCAGGCUAGGGCACUGGACUUGAGUGGAGCCAAGCCUUACCCUCUGUCCUCCUGUAGGGAAGGGAAGACGUUUCAUAGCUUAUGAUAAUGAACUGAUACCAUGUUGCAUGCAUUCCACAUAGAAAAUUUGUUUUAUAUAAUUUCUAAAUGUUUGGCACUUGUUUAAUAAAAUGAAGUUCAGAUGAUUUCAGUUUAGUUUUUAUAGAUACCAAACUUAGAUAUGAUAAAUUGUUUGUAUGAUUUUUAAGCUUAAUUUUUAUUACCUUAUUGGUGUUGAGGAUACUAGAUGUGUCUUGCUCCUCUAUCUGUUGUAAUCAUUUGAACUUAAAUGCUGCUCUUGGGAGUGAACCUUCAAGUGUGCAUUCAGUUUUUUAAUACUUACUCUAAGAGAAGGACUGGGCAAGUAUUUUGUCCAGAUUGGGGAGUUUUGUUUUGUUUGUUUUUUACAUUGAAUAGCAGUUAGCAUUAAGAUGGCUUAACAGCUUUUGUGUACAGUUACCUUUGUAGCAAUAAAUUUUUUUUUAAAUAAAAUCUCCUUUGAUUGCAAGUUAAACAUUUCAUCAAUUAAAUGAGUAUUUAAAAAUCAAUAUCUGCCUUAAUGUAUGAGUUUUAGCUCACAAGUAUUUCAAGUGAUUGAGAAGACUUGAAUUAAAACAUUUUUCCUCAAUCAUAUUUUUAAAAAGUGUGACUACUGUAUAUUUUCUAACACAUUUCAGAGGUCAGUCUGUAACUGAUCUUGUUUAUACUAGCUUUAGUUUGUUCUUUUCUCUGUGCCUAUGUCAAACCUUGGGAUCUUCCUGAAAAUACAAUUUAAUACAAAUAA